Messenger RNA from Pantherophis guttatus, 1478 nucleotides. RefSeq names its product olfactory receptor 5V1-like. Gene Ontology annotation, biological process: G protein-coupled receptor signaling pathway. NCBI's taxonomy places the organism in Eukaryota, Metazoa, Chordata, Lepidosauria, Squamata, Colubridae. Gene Ontology annotation, cellular component: membrane. The record is from RefSeq and is a predicted model, not a curated record. Gene Ontology annotation, molecular function: olfactory receptor activity; G protein-coupled receptor activity.
AGAAGAGCAUGGAUCAGUUGGGAGGAAAAGAAUGAAACAAUAAUGGUUCUUUUGCAGUUACCCCACAACCACCACAACAAGGAGUACCUUAUUUGGGAUGAGACAUGAAAAUACAAAACCAAACUAUGCUUUCAGACUUCAUUAUCCUUGGCUUUCAAAACCUGCAGGAACUACAGUACUUGCUCUUCAGUGUAUUCCUGACUAUCUAUUUAUUCACAAUGCUGUGGAAUACCUCCAUUAUCACUAUUGCAAUUUUGGAUCAGAAGCUCAGAACCCCCAUGUAUUUUUUUCUGGGGAACCUGUCUUUCCUUGACAUCUGCUACACUAGCGCCACGAUUCCACAGAUGCUGGAUCUUAUUCUCAAAGACAGAAGCAGCAUUUCUUACACAGCCUGUGUUCUCCAGUUGUACUUUUUCUUCUCCUUUGUAGGGACAGAAUGCCUUCUUCUGGCAGUAAUGGCUUUGGAUCGCUAUGUUGCUAUUUGCAAUCCUUUGCACUACUCUUUAUUAAUGAGAAAAUGGGUCUGCUUCCAAUUAGCUAUAGCUUGCUGGGUUGGAGGUUUUCUUAACUCUGUAAUACAUACUUAUUUUGCCUUUCAGUUACCUUUUUGUGGAGACAAUCGCCUAGAUGCAUUCUACUGUGAUAUUCCUCCACUGCUAAAGUUGUCAUGUGGAGACAUCUCCCUCAACCAAAAGCUCUUGCUAUCUAUUGGAUUACUGAUAGCAUGGACACCUCUUUUUUGCAUCCUUCUCUCAUAUGCAUCCAUUAUCUCCACAGUCCUGAAGAUGCAUUCUGCAGAAGGAAGACAAAAAGCUUUUUCCACCUGCUCCUCUCAUCUUACAGUGGUUCUACUUUAUUAUGGCAGUUGCAUUUUCACCUACUUGAGACCUAUUCCUUCCCAGUUUUCUAUUAAUACCAAGUUGAUCCCACUAAUGUACAGCAUCUUGACUCCAUUACUAAACCCUGUUAUAUAUACUUUCCGUAACAAAGAUGUAAAGAAUGCUUGGAGAAGUAUAAUGGGAAAGAUUUAAAUAUUGUAACAUUCAGGUAGAAGUAUACAGGAAAAAAAGAGUCCCCCCCCUUUCCCCCAAUGUGGUAUUAAGCUAGGAAGGGCUUUAUAGGUAUUUUAAAGGUGAUAAUAUGAGCUCAUCAUAUUAUAAUAAUAUGAUUCGAAUUGCAUGGAAUUUCUUAUGUAUUUUUACUUAUGCAUUUUUAAUUAAAUUAAUAAAUGGUCCAGAGUACUCUGAUACUAGGUAAAAAAGAAAUAGAUAAAUCAAAGAUGCUUUAAAUAGACUGGCCUUUUUUGUUUUGUUUUGAAAUAAUGUCUGAUAGAUUUUAAUCUGUUUUAACCUGCUAAGGCAGAGUUUACCUGUAUUUUUUCCAUCAAAAAACAAGGUGGAAGAGAAAAUGGAGUACAAGAAAAUAAAAUAUAUUCACUCCCAUGAGUGAACCUUGUCUUGUGAUAAUGGCCUGCACAU